AUGUCCACUGAAGGUUCUCAAGUUUUGUCUCAGGGGACGGGUUAUGGUGUAGUUCUCGGAAUCGGCCUAGUUUUUGCCGUCAUAAUGAUGGGGCUUUCGACUUUACAAAACCGAUACACAAGCUACAAGAUAGCCACAUCUGAAGAGUUCAACACUGCUUCUCGUUCCGUAAAACCUGGGCUCAUAUCUUCAGGCAUUGUGUCUGCAUGGACUUGGGCAGCUACUCUUUUACAAAGUUCGACGGUAACCUACGAGUAUGGCCUUUGCGGAGGCUACUAUUAUGCGGCAGGUGCUACUCUCCAGAUUUUCGUGAUGUCGAUUCUAUCCGUUCGCGUCAAGAUGAUCGCACCGUACUGUCACACAUACCUCGAGAUCGUGCACGCUCGCUAUGGUAACGCAGCGCACUUCAUAUUCGCGACGUUUGCGUUGGUCACAAAUUUGAUCGUGUCGAGUAUGCUUUUGUUGGGAGGUAGUGCAGUGGUGAACGCUUUCACCGGGAUGAACAUAUACGCAGCGAACUUCCUCAUACCACUCGGUGUUGUCAUUUAUGUCAUCCUGGGUGGUCUGCGUGCAACGUUCCUUUGCGACUACUCUCACACUCUCAUUCUCAUGAUCGUCAUCCUGUAUUUCUUCUUCUACACCUACGUCGAAGCCGACCUUAUUGGUGGUCUCGAGGGUAUGUAUCGUCUCCUUCAGCAAGCCAGCAUAGAUCGCCCUGUCAAUGGCAAUCAAGAUGGGUCGUACUUGACUUUGAAAUCAAACAACGGAUUGGUGUUCAUGAUAAUUCAAAUGAGCGGUUCGUUUGGCACGGUUAUUUUGGACCAGGGUUAUUGGCAACGAGCAAUUGCCUCGAAAGCCAAUACAGCUGUUCGAGCUUAUUUGUUGGGUGGUAUUGCUUGGUUCGCCGUUCCACUUACGUUCUCCACCGUUAUGGGUCUUGCAGCAGUCGCCUUAGCCAAUAAUUCGAAAUUUCCAUAUCCAGGUGGUCUCACAACGGCUCAAACCGAUGCUGGUCUUGCGGCACCGGCUGGGGUGGUGACUCUUCUAGUAGCGGAGGCGCCGCAGCAAUGGUACCGGACUAAUUCUUCUUUCAUGGCGGUCACGUCUGCAGCGUCAUCCGAGAUGAUAGCCACGUCCUCGAUCUUGACUUUCGAUAUUUAUCAGAUCCAUUUUAGACCAGAUGCUUCUCCCGAAGCUCUUAUCCGCAUUUCACAUAUCAUGGUUGGUGUAUGGGCUAUCAUCAUGUCCUGCGUGGCUUGCCUCUGGAAUGGCAUCGGGAUCUCAUUGAACUGGCUUUACCUUUUCUCUGGUACACUCUUCACGGGCGCCGUUGGACCCAUCAUCCUCACUGUAGUAUGGCGCAAGCAAACUCGUGCUGCAGCUAUCAGUGGUGCCUUGGGCGGUCUCUGUGUUGGUAUCAUUGGUUGGCUGGUAGUUGCGAAGACUUAUUACGGAGAGCUAACCAUAGCGAGCACGGGUGCCUUGUAUCCCAACUUGGCGGGAAAUAUGGGAGCAUUUUGUUCAGGCACUCUUAUUUCUGUCGUCGUUACGCUCAUCAAACCCGACAACGACUUUGACUGGUCAGAGACUAAGAGAAUCAAUCCCCGGGGUCGAGAUCUUGAUAAACGCGCAAAUUCGUCAGGAGUUGCAGACGCUCCUCCAACCCCUACAGGCGCAGAGAAACAAAAGGCCGAGUUUACUACCGAGGAGUCUUCUGUGAAGGAGAAUGACUUACUCAGCGAGCAACCCGAAGACUACGAGAUGCUAAAGAAGUCUUUGAAAAUCGCUACCUGGGCUGCGUUGAUCAUGAGCUUUAUCAUCGUUUUCUUAAUUCCAAUCCCAAUGUUCCUUUCCCAUUACAUUUUUUCGCUAAAAUUCUUCAAAGGCUGGGUUAUCGUCUGUGUUAUCUGGUUGUUUAUCUCAGCACUCAUCACAUCGGUCCUGCCGCUGUGGGAAAGUCGCAAGGCUAUAUCGGAUAUCAGUCGGGGGAUGAUUAGAGAUACUUUCGGCGGUGGUCUACGCAAGCAAAAGGCAGCGUCUGAUGCUUGA
Messenger RNA from Serpula lacrymans var. lacrymans S7.9, 2049 nucleotides. RefSeq names its product putative urea transporter. The record is from RefSeq and is a predicted model, not a curated record. Lineage: Eukaryota; Fungi; Basidiomycota; Agaricomycetes; Boletales; Serpulaceae. Gene Ontology annotation, biological process: urea transmembrane transport. Gene Ontology annotation, cellular component: plasma membrane. Gene Ontology annotation, molecular function: urea transmembrane transporter activity. The coding region runs from base 1 to 2049 and encodes 682 amino acids. The transcript has 9 exons.